AGCAGAGGCACUAACCAAACAACUAAGCUCACCUCCACUAAGAAACCUGUUUACAGGGUUUCUCCCUUCCACCUGGUAUGUGGUAGAACCGGUUUGAACUCAUCCCAACCAGCAGUACUGAGAAAACUUGGUUUCAGGCUUCAUUGCUACUUUGAUGUUUAUGGCUGUCUGGAGGAGACGGUGACGGAUUGGUCAGUCUGAAGCCCAGUGGUUCCACCUUGUUUGGCAGGCGUUUUCUUUAAUGGCAGCCUUGCCGGCCCUGUGGAUCGUGGUUCUGUCGCUCCUACAGACGGGCCACUGCUUUGUUCGUAAGCAACAAGCAGCAGGAGGCCCAGUGUUUCUGGAUGAGCAGGCGGCAGCAUCCUUCAUGUCUCGCUCCUUGCUCUACAACCACUGGGACUUUGAGCUGGUGGUGCCGGAUGACUUGGAGCGGGAGUGCAGGGAAGAGAUGUGCAGCUAUGAGGAGGCCAGAGAAGUUUUCGAGGAUGACGUUAAAACGAUGGCGUUCUGGGAGAGCUAUAAAGACAGUCACGCAAAUGUGACCAAGGUGGAUGUUUCUGGGCUGGUGGCGGGAAUCCUGGCCAUCGUCGUCACAGCGGUUAUGAUCACUGUGCUGGGAAUCUACUGCUGCAAGAACCAGAAGAAACCCAGGACCAGAUCAGGCCGAGUUCCAGUAAGACUGGCAGAAGAUGGAUCCAGACUCCCAGAGGGAGUUCCCCUGUCUACAGUGGUGAUCCCACCUCCACCGUUACCCAGCUACAACGAGGCUUUGACCCGCAGUGGGCAGCAUGAUGCCCCACCGCCACCUUAUUCAGGGGGGGCGCCAUCUGAGAUUGCUGAACCAGCAGACAACUAAUGAGAGGCGGGCUGGCAGGAGUGAUGUCUCUGCACCUGAUGGUGAUCUUAGUGAACUUCAGCUUCCUGUUGCUAGUUUCACAUACAGGAGGGCCAGAGUCCAGCCCUGAACCAUGAGUGACCAGACUUCAUGAGAGGAUCUCUGAGGGGGGGUGGGGUUCUUUGUUGUGA
Molecule: messenger RNA, 1026 nt
Organism: Cyprinodon variegatus (sheepshead minnow)
Lineage: Eukaryota; Metazoa; Chordata; Actinopteri; Cyprinodontiformes; Cyprinodontidae
Gene: prrg2
Product: transmembrane gamma-carboxyglutamic acid protein 4-like
Exons: 7
Coding region: 242-856 (204 amino acids)
Cellular component (GO): extracellular region
Molecular function (GO): calcium ion binding
Source: RefSeq, a predicted model, not a curated record